Molecule: messenger RNA, 1404 nt
Organism: Entamoeba invadens IP1
Lineage: Eukaryota; Evosea; Mastigamoebida; Endamoebidae
Exons: 5
Coding region: 1-1404 (467 amino acids)
Source: RefSeq, a predicted model, not a curated record
AUGAGUAACUUCGGUUCGUCACAGAUGUUCGAGAGUAAGCGAUCGAUCAAAGAGUGUCUUUCAUCGUUUUCACGGUAUAUCGACAACUUCGAUCUCGAAUCGCAGGGUGUAGUUCAAUUACAUCGUGUUAUAGCAGACAUUAUUUAUUUCAAUUAUAUCGAAGAGGAAAUUGUGGAGAUGAUAAUUCAUAUCAUGGAGAAGUAUGUCCGAGGAGUUCAACACGAGCCGGAACUCGGGUCAUUAUUUCUCAUACUCAAAAUAUUAUCAGAAAAAACGGUGAGUAUUUCUCCACCACUGUCGAAAAGGCUUCAAACCCAAUCAGAACAGUUUAGAAAACAAAUCAAAUACGUUGAAGUCAAGUUCUUACGACCCGAAGAGGCGGAAAAUUAUAGCGAAGACUAUAUCAUUGGAUUUGGGUUUGGGCAUAUUAGGUCGUGGGUAAUGGAGUCAAACUCGAUGUUAAAUUACUCACUUAUGUUACUCAACCAAAUCGUCGAUGAUACAAAUCAUCACUAUAAUGUAUAUGAUAUCAUGUACACAUUCAUGAACACUCGGUAUAAGCACUAUGAUUUUAUUGAUGCGUUUAAUGAUAUCAUGGUUUCAAUGUCGACACUCGCGCAGCUUGAGUCGUUUCAAGCAAUAUUAAUCAAGUGUAUAACAGGUGACCGCGUUCAAUACUUCUCAAAUAUCGAUUUAUCAUACAUUCGACUCUUAUCGCAAAAAUGCGACUUGAAGAUUCGAAACCGAAUCAGCUUCUCGUACCCUAUUUUCACACAAGACCAAAUCCAUGAGUUUCAAAACACAAUCAAAAAUACGUUGUCACAAAGUCACAACAACAUUGACAACAAAAGUCGUCAAAAAAGUCGUUCAAGAAGCCGUUCGAGGAGUCGUUCCCGUCAAUUGUCACAACACAACUCGAGUCACUAUUCCCACAACCGUCGCAAUUCUUCCUGCUCAAAAGAGUCAUCGCUGGGCUUUUUUGAUGGUUCUUCGAAACAGUUUCCUUCGAGUAAAUUUGCGAAGUCGUUUGAUGACGUUGAAGAGUUUGUUGAAUUCAAACCCGAGGACAAAGGGUUUCCAACGUUACCGGGUGUAGUUUAUCGAUCCAAUUUGUCUGGUGGUACUGAUGAUAUUGAAGAGAGCAAACGAGACAAAUAUGACGAUACAAGCAGUUUUGAUGUUCCUCCAAACCUUGAAGAUAAGAGGUUCCAUCACUUCGUCUCAUUAAGAAUUGACACGACACUCGAUGAACUCCCAUUCAUACAACAAGCAAAAUUGUGCAACGUUGUUGAGUACACAUUUUCAUCACAGACUCGAGAACUUUUACUCGAGUUCAACUCAAUCGACUUAGACAUGUUCCUUCAUACCAUCGACACUUCCUCUUACAACUGUAAAACUUUUUAA